AGGCUUUCUUUUGAAGGGCUUUUUUAUGACGAGAAGGGAGGAGAACCCGGGAUUUUGCAGGGUUCCAUUUUUAAUUGCAAUUAGGCUGGAGUGAUUUACACUAGGCACGGUGCUGUUCUUUGUGUGUGUAUGUGUAAAGGUAGAAAGAAUUUACAUGUUUGACAGUAGGUAUCGGCUUUCCACUGUAGUGAGAAAAAAUAUUUCUGAUUGUCUCAGAGGUGGCAGUGAAGCCCACCUUUAGCACAGGAAGAUGAGUGAACUUGACCAGUUACGCCAGGAGGCUGAGCAACUGAAAAACCAAAUCAGAGAUGCCAGAAAAGCAUGUGCAGAUGCCACUCUGGCCCAGAUCACAGCCAACAUUGAUCCAGUGGGUCGAAUUCAGAUGCGUACUAGAAGAACACUGAGGGGGCACUUGGCUAAAAUUUAUGCGAUGCAUUGGGGGACUGAUUCCAGGCUUCUAGUUAGUGCCUCCCAGGAUGGCAAACUUAUCAUCUGGGAUAGCUACACCACAAACAAGGUCCAUGCCAUUCCCCUGCGUUCAUCUUGGGUGAUGACCUGUGCAUAUGCCCCCUCUGGAAACUAUGUGGCCUGCGGUGGUCUUGAUAACAUCUGUUCCAUUUACAACCUGAAAACUCGUGAAGGAAAUGUUCGUGUCAGCCGUGAGCUAGCUGGUCACACAGGUUACUUGUCAUGCUGCCGUUUCCUGGAUGAUAAUCAAAUAGUUACUAGUUCUGGAGACACCACUUGCGCCCUUUGGGAUAUUGAAACUGGCCAGCAGACGACCACAUUUACUGGGCACACUGGGGAUGUCAUGAGUUUAUCUCUUGCUCCUGAUGCCAGGUGUUUUGUUUCUGGUGCCUGUGAUGCCUCUGCCAAACUGUGGGAUGUUCGAGAAGGAAUGUGUCGGCAAACAUUCACUGGCCACGAGUCAGACAUCAAUGCCAUCUGUUUCUUCCCAAAUGGCAAUGCAUUUGCCACAGGCUCAGAUGAUGCCACAUGCAGGCUCUUUGAUCUUCGUGCUGACCAGGAACUUAUGGUUUAUUCACAUGACAACAUCAUCUGCGGCAUCACCUCUGUAGCAUUCUCCAAAAGCGGACGUCUCCUCCUAGCUGGUUAUGACGACUUUAACUGCAAUGUGUGGGACACACUGAAAGCAGAUAGAGCAGGUGUCCUUGCAGGCCAUGAUAACCGUGUCAGUUGCUUAGGUGUGACUGAUGAUGGUAUGGCAGUAGCAACAGGAUCCUGGGAUAGCUUCCUCAAGAUCUGGAACUGAAUACAAGCGAUGGACUCCACCGUGACUGGAAGACAUUUCCAACGGUUGAAAACUAAAAUGAUAGCGUAUCCAAUCCAACCAUACUAACUUGGACCCCCCCUCCCAUUUUCCUCAAAACUUCAAAGGGCAAGAUCUUUACCAUCUCCUAUUGCUGAAAUGAAGAGCACAAUUAACUUUCAAAGAAGAAUUUCUGUAGUUGUAAGCAAACUGAAAUUGUGCAUUCCUUUUGGGACCAUUUUUUUUUCUUGCGAAUUUAAAAAAAAAACACUAUCAUAAAAGCAUGACCAGAAAAUAAACUUGAGCAUAAUUGUGAAACAAACUUAACUUCACUGUAGUUUUCAAGUUAAAGUUGAGAACUUUGUUUUAUCUCUCACGGUUUCAAAUUUUAAAGUCACGUUUGUAGAAGGAUUUAUUUUUUUCACAUUUCCUUUUUAAAUACAUUUCUUUAUGGUCAAUAACUGAGCAAAACAAGGGAAUCCUAGCCCAGUGUGUCUGGGGUUGUUAAUGCUGUAAAUUUAGUCCCUACUUUUUUUUAUUUCUGUCUAGUGUCACAGAUAAUUGUUGCACAAAACAUUGCAUCUAUAGAAUAAUGUUAAGAAGUAAGGAAACCAAGCACAUGCUGUACAUGGUAUCGAAUGCUUGUUUAAAGAACCUUUCACCUUUUAUGGGUAACAAAUGAAAAUCCUAAAUUUCUACCCACCCACCCCGAAACCUAUGGAUUUUUAAAAAAAUCUACUCUUUUCUUUGUCCAUUUGGAAGGGCAGUUUAUAUAUCCUAACACUACCCCAUAGUCUCAACAACCAGGAAUCUCUGUUUUCAAAAGAGACCUGUCCUGUGCUUGGUUAUUAAGUCAAUUCUUUGUGUAUGAAAUGAUGUACAAAUCAAUGUUUUGAAAAUAAUGAUCUUAAACUUUCUAAGUUAAACAAAAAAAUUUUUUUUGAUUGUUUGCCAUAUUGGGUGGGUUUACUCUUAGAAUCGCAUGCUGUAGAAAUGCUAAAAAGUGCAUAUUGGACUAAGUCUUUAGAUGUUCUUUUCUUUAAAGAAAUAACCUGUUUAAAACCUGUAACCAUUGCCGCUGUAUUCAUUUCUUGUUGCUACUCUGUGCAUAAAUCGAUGAAGACUUCAAGUACAAAGCUAUGCACGUUUUGGAGUAGCGUGAGAAGUCACUUUUUUUUAAACAGCCUGUUCAAACGACCGCUGUCAAAUAUUCUGGGGUGGGGGUUGGGGAACCCAGACCAUCUUCUUUUUAAAUUAAUUCUUCACAGCCAGUUCUUCUUGUAGAAUGAGUUAUUUACAUCUGAUAAGAAUCAUUUUUGUAAUGAACAGGUUUUCCUGGCUUUCUUUUCAAAUAAAAUGUUAAAAGCAGCAGCGUUUGGACAGCAGAUUGUUCUCUUAAAUUCUAUUUUCACUGUAUCCAGAAAUGCUCCUUCCUAGCAGCAGUAGUGGCUUUCUCCAUUCUGUUUUUCUGCAACAUUCUGUACAAAAAUGUGCUGUAAUUGUGCGUUAGGCCUGGAUUUGGCAUAAAAAAGAUGAAUUCCCUCUCUUUCAUGAAACUACUCUGUAGAGCUUUCUCCGCACCCUGUAUCCCUCCUCUUCACCUUUUUGUAUUUAAUUUUAAAGUCAGUGUACUUCAAGAAAGCUGGAUGCAAGAUAGAUACUAUAUUAAAAUGUACUGUUAUUUAAGAUGUAAUAAAGCAGUUUGACAUGA
Messenger RNA from Pelodiscus sinensis (Chinese soft-shelled turtle), 2981 nucleotides. RefSeq names its product G protein subunit beta 1 (gene GNB1). Gene Ontology annotation, molecular function: protein binding. The record is from RefSeq and is a predicted model, not a curated record. NCBI's taxonomy places the organism in Eukaryota, Metazoa, Chordata, Testudines, Trionychidae. Gene Ontology annotation, biological process: signal transduction.